AAUAAUAAUAAUAAUAAUAAUAAUAAUAAUAAUAAUAAUAAUAAUAAUAAUAAUAAUAAUAAUAAUAAUAAUAAUAAUAAUAAUAAUAAUAAUAAUAAUAAUAAUAAUAAUAAUAAUAAUAAUAAUAAUAAUAAUAAUAAUAAUAAUAAUAAUAAUAAUAAUAAUAAUAAUAAUAAUAAUAAUAAUAAUAAUAAUAAUAAUAAUAAUAAUAAUAAUAAUAAUAAUAAUAAUAAUAAUAAUAAUAAUAAUAAUAAUAAUAAUAAUAAUAAUAAUAAUAAUAAUAAUAAUAAUAAUAAUAAUAAUAAUAAUAAUAAUAAUAAUAAUAAUAAUAAUAAUAAUAAUAAUAAUAAUAAUAAUAAUAAUAAUAAUAAUAAUAAUAAUAAUAAUAAUAAUAAUAAUAAUAAUAAUAAUAAUAAUAAUAAUAAUAAUAAUAAUAAUAAUAAUAAUAAUAAUAAUAAUAAUAAUAAUAAUAAUAAUAAUAAUAAUAAUAAUAAUAAUAAUAAUAAUAAUAAUAAUAAUAAUAAUAAUAAUAAUAAUAAUAAUAAUAAUAAUAAUAAUAAUAAUAAUAAUAAUAAUAAUAAUAAUAAUAAUAAUAAUAAUAAUAAUAAUAAUAAUAAUAAUAAUAAUAAUAAUAAUAAUAAUAAUAAUAAUAAUAAUAAUAAUAAUAAUAAUAAUAAUAAUAAUAAUAAUAAUAAUAAUAAUAAUAAUAAUAAUAAUAAUAAUAAUAAUAAUAAUAAUAAUAAUAAUAAUAAUAAUAAUAAUAAUAAUAAUAAUAAUAAUAAUAAUAAUAAUAAUAAUAAUAAUAAUAAUAAUAAUAAUAAUAAUAAUAAUAAUAAUAAUAAUAAUAAUAAUAAUAAUAAUAAUAAUAAUAAUAAUAAUAAUAAUAAUAAUAAUAAUAAUAAUAAUAAUAAUAAUAAUAAUAAUAAUAAUAAUAAUAAUAAUAAUAAUAAUAAUAAUAAUAAUAAUAAUAAUAAUAAUAAUAAUAAUAAUAAUAAUAAUAAUAAUAAUAAUAAUAAUAAUAAUAAUAAUAAUAAUAAU
This is a messenger RNA of Episyrphus balteatus (marmalade hoverfly), 1038 nucleotides long. RefSeq names its product probable serine/threonine-protein kinase clkA. The transcript has 3 exons. The annotation marks the transcript as partial. The record is from RefSeq and is a predicted model, not a curated record. NCBI's taxonomy places the organism in Eukaryota, Metazoa, Arthropoda, Insecta, Diptera, Syrphidae.